AUGGUGCAUCGUGGGUUGAAAACCCCGGUCGCUCAAAGUCCCGCGUGGCAGGAUUCUACAUUGGUACCUCUAUUCUCCUAUUAUUCGCUGUUGGAAUAUUCCUUACUUGAGACUUGGGAAUCUGGUGGACACAGGAUUAGCAGGUCCAAGUCAUCCGAACGAAGUGGUCGGGACUUGAUGAGGACGAUCACAUUUGACGCAUCUGAACGAGGACAAGAAAGCUAUAAGACAGCGGUCGUAGCACGUCAGAUAUCAGUUGCACCCGAGCUUGCAUCUCAACUCCGAACAAUAUGGAUUGUUCAAUCCGUAAUUCUUAUUUUUAUGGUAAGCAACAACGAAGAAGAACUUAACUUCUUGCUCCAAUCAAAAGUGAACCGACGAGGACGCUUUUCCCGCCCGGAGCCUCGCACCAACGAGAGAUUUCGAUCUUUCAUGCUAGACCACCAAGGUGUUAGAUCACAAAGACGCGACGUUAACGACAUUACGAGACGUAUCCAGUAG
This is a messenger RNA of Caenorhabditis briggsae, 501 nucleotides long. The transcript has a single exon. NCBI's taxonomy places the organism in Eukaryota, Metazoa, Nematoda, Chromadorea, Rhabditida, Rhabditidae. Bases 1 to 501 code for a protein of 166 amino acids. The record is from RefSeq and is a predicted model, not a curated record.